AUCCGCAACACCAGCACCAGCACCAGCACCAGCACCAGCACCAGCACCAGCACCAGCACCAACACCAACACCAAGAACCCCCUCCGCACUCCCUCCCCCCGCAGUCGCGAGCAGGACCUCGCGCGCACAAAACGCUCGAUGCUCAUUUCCGCGAGCGGAAUGGUUCUCUGCGCGGUGGGAAUGUACGCUGUGAUAAAGUCGGAUGUUUUUGGACUUGAAUCUACCGCCAGCAGCAACAGCAACAGCAAGGAAUCCGAAGAGAAAGCUACAACGGAUGGGGAAACGAACUCAAACGGGGCAAUGAAACUCGAUGGACCGGGUGGAUUAUUUCCUAGUAACCCUGCGUUGACUAUUAUCCACGGAGAAGGAGAAGGAGAAGGAGAAGGAAAAGGAGAGGUAGAGACAGGGACAAGCUCAAUUCCUUAUUUUCCUUCCGUGAUUAGACUUCCUACUUGGAUUGAGGGGGAACAAACUCCUGUGAAAUCUGGAGAGGAGUUUAAAUCCGGGGAGAAGGGUGUAGAGAAGGAGGAGGAGGAAUACCACCUUCUUGGCCUGGGUAUCCGGACGGUCUCAUUCCUCAAUAUCCAAGUCUAUGUUGUGGGAAUGUACGUGGCGAAAUCGGACCUAGCGGAACUGCAAUCCCGCCUUGUGAAGACGGCGGUGCAUCCGCCUCAUGUGGACGAGGGCGGGGAAAAGGUGAUUGCAAAUGAGGUUGGUGCUGCGGCGGCGACGUCGUUGGUUUCGAUGGAACGGGACAAGUUGAGGGAGUUGUUGCUGGAUCAGGCGGAGAGGGGGGAUGAGGCGUGGGAGGGGAUAGUGAGGGAGAAUGGAUUGAGGACGGCGUUUAGGAUUGUGCCGACGAGGAAUACGGAUUUCUUGCAUUUGAGGGAUGGUUGGGUGAGGGGGAUUACGGGACGGGCGAAGAAGUAUAAUGCUAUUGCUGCUGGUGGUGCUGGUGGGGAGUUUGAGGGAGAGGCGUUUGGGGAGGCGAUGGGGGUGUUUAAGGGGUUGUUUAGUGGAGCGGGACAGAAGAAUGUGCCCAAGGGUCAGACGUUGGUGUUGGCCAGGGGAUCCAAGGGUCAGUUGGAUGUGUUGGCUUGGGGGGAUAAGGGGGUUGGAAGGUAUAUGGGGCGAGUGUCGGAUGAGAGGAUUAGUCGGUUGGUGUGGUUGAAUUAUCUGGCGGGAAAGAAUGUCUCGAGUGAGGGAGCUAGACGGAGUGUGGUGGAUGGGAUUAUGGCGGUGGUGGAACGGCCGGUUGGGACUGUUUGAAUCCAUCCUAUACUAUAACUAUACUCCGUAUGUAUACUUGUAUAAUAUGAAUGUACUCUAUCCUCACUCACUCAUUCUAUACCAUACAACCCUCCCCCCUCAACCACAAGUAUACCAUACAUAUACCACAACACAUAACCACAUAUAAUAACCUAAGCAUUCAUUACUUUAUCCUCCCCACUCCACAACCCCAUCAUUAAGACACCGACACACACACACACACAGAGAGAGAGAGAGAGCUAAUUACAAAGCCCCCGCCUCAGUCAACAGACCAUUCAACUCCGCGCCCUUCUUGCUCUGCAGAUCCGAGUUUCCGCCAAUGUGCUGCUGCUUAAUGAAGAUGUUGGGGACGGUGCGCUGCUUGGAGAUCUCCUCGAGGGCGGACUGGAU
Messenger RNA from Aspergillus sclerotioniger CBS 115572, 1659 nucleotides. RefSeq names its product chalcone isomerase domain-containing protein. The record is from RefSeq and is a predicted model, not a curated record. The transcript has a single exon. Bases 160 to 1269 code for a protein of 369 amino acids. Lineage: Eukaryota; Fungi; Ascomycota; Eurotiomycetes; Eurotiales; Aspergillaceae. Gene Ontology annotation, molecular function: intramolecular lyase activity.